Molecule: messenger RNA, 1459 nt
Organism: Drosophila novamexicana
Lineage: Eukaryota; Metazoa; Arthropoda; Insecta; Diptera; Drosophilidae
Product: ADP-ribose pyrophosphatase, mitochondrial
Exons: 2
Coding region: 32-952 (306 amino acids)
Molecular function (GO): ADP-ribose diphosphatase activity
Source: RefSeq, a predicted model, not a curated record
GAGUGUGCGUAUUGUUGCACAUAUUCGCCCAAUGAAAAGUAUAUUGUUUAUACCGGUACUUCUGUUGAUUUGUCUACAAGUUUCCCUUAUUUUCGCCAAUAAGAAAAUGCUGGCGGCAAUUGUGAAGCCUGGUUUAUUUCGGCAUAUAAUGUGCCGCAACAAUGUGUAUCCACGCAGCAGUGUUCAGCGCUUUCCGGUGCCGGACGCUGUUGUGUUUUGGACAGUUAACUAUGAGGAGUACUGCCCGCCCUGCUACACCGCCCCGCACAUCGGAGGCCAGAGCUGGGCGGAUGCGCCGUUGCCAAAUGAGGCGAAUGUGCCGCACUGGAACCACAAUGACGGUCUGGUUAAUCGCGUUUCCUUCCAUGGUGAAUAUCAGAUUAAAGAUGGCCUGCCGCAAAAUCCAAUUGGACGCACUGGACUCUGUGGCCGCGGCUUGUUGGGACGCUGGGGUCCCAAUCAUGCGGCGGAUCCAAUAGUCACGCGCUGGAAACGGAAUGAAAAGGGUGAAAUUGUGCGCCACAAAGAUAGCGGCAAAAACAUUCUUCAGAUGGUGGCCAUACAGCGCUCGGACAACAAACUGUGGGCAAUUCCUGGCGGCAUGGUUGAUCCCGGCGAGAACGUAAGCGUCACAUUGAAACGCGAAUUUACCGAGGAGGCGCUCAAUUUCGACGACAAGGGCCACAUGGUGGAGGAGUUCUUCAAGCAGGGCGGCGUGCAUGUGUACAGCGGCUACGUGGACGAUUUUCGUAACACGGACAAUGCCUGGAUGGAGACAACAGCUCUCAACUUCCAUGAUGAAGACGGCACCAAGGUUGGUCAGCUGCAGCUGGAGGCCGGCGAUGACGCCACAAAUGUGCGCUGGACCGAUGUCAAUGCGAAUCUCAAAUUGCACGCCAAUCACGCCGAUAUUGUCGGCGAGGUGGUUGCCAAGCGGAAUGCGCAUUGGUAGCAACGGUUAACAUAACUAAUACCAGGUACUUAUAUAUAAUAAUAGAUAUUAAUAAGUUUUUACAACUGAAGAAGUAGCAUUUUUCUGCCUUUGGGUCUCGUCACGAAAGAGAAGCUAAUUCCAUUAGGUGUGCACAUUCUAGCCGAGUUGAUAUCUCGGCCAACUAUGUCAGAUAACUCCCCUUUAAAGAUUUGGUCAGAUUUAAAGAUAAUCCACCAUCCACCUAGAUAUAUGUAGCGAGUCUUAACUAUCUAGCACCACCAGGAAUAAUUAUUAUUAAAUGCUUUCACUGUUGUGUUAGUGUUUAUUUUUCGUAUAUUUAUUUCAGACUAUUCGCUAUUCAUACAUUCACGUUUUUGCGCAAUAACAAGUUAAGACAAUUGUCCUUUUCGCUAGGAAACCAUUUAAAAUAUAUAUAUUAAUUUCUUUUUCUGAGUGCAUUGGAAUUCAUCAAGCUUUGCUUGCGCUUUGUCGCCCGCAAGCAUCUCCAUUCUUUUAAAAAACAAA